Messenger RNA from Coffea eugenioides, 2968 nucleotides. Its product is annotated as putative pentatricopeptide repeat-containing protein At3g15130. The coding region runs from base 329 to 2407 and encodes 692 amino acids. Lineage: Eukaryota; Viridiplantae; Streptophyta; Magnoliopsida; Gentianales; Rubiaceae. Gene Ontology annotation, biological process: RNA modification. The transcript has a single exon. The record is from RefSeq and is a predicted model, not a curated record. Gene Ontology annotation, molecular function: zinc ion binding; protein binding; RNA binding.
GCUGAGGCUUCUGGUUUAUUAGUUGGAACUUGGAGUUCUGAUGUAGACAAAUAAACAAACACAUAGAUGCAUAUAGAUACUCCUCAUUCAGGAAAUUUAUCGAACAGGUCUCACAGAUUACAUUUUGGGGUUCAUUCCCGAGAAAGGGUCACUAGACUGAAUUGUCAGAACAACGGAAUAUGACAUGUCGAGGUGCUGCGGUAACUAAACUGGCAAUCGUUUGGCGUUUCAAAAGUCAAAGGGAAAAGACUCGAGAAGUGGUGCUUAAGUUGUUUGAUUCUCGUUUCAGAAAUUCAGGUAAAGAGGCAAACAGUAUUUUGGUAGUAUAAUGCAGCAAGGUGCAAGUUUGUUGAUGAGUGAACGUCAAAGAUUGGCUGAACUAUUAAGAAAAUGCUCCAAGAAUUUUUUGUAUGAUCAGGGGAAGGAAGUUCAUGGAGCUGUAGUGAGAAAGGGUUAUGGGUUGGAUUUGAUGAUCAACAACGACAUCAUAGAUCUGUAUGGAAAAUGUGGUAGGAUUGAAUUCGCGCGCGCUGUGUUUGAUAGAAUGCCUGAUAGGAAUGUUGUCUCUUGGACAGCAUUGAUGUGUGGGUAUUUGCAAGAGGGUGAUGCCAGACGACCCUUAUUGCUCUUGCGUGAAAUGGGACUUUCAAGCGUUAAGCCUAAUGAAUUUACUUUCUCGACAAAUUUUAAGGCAUGUGGAAUUCUGGGUGCUCUGGUAAACGGGAAGCAGAUUCAUAGUUUGUGUAGUAAAAGAGGAUAUGAGUGGUAUCCUGUGGUUGGGAAUUCGAUCAUUGAUAUGUACUCGAGAAGUGGACAAAUAUCUGAUGCUGAAUAUUUGUUUCAUGUUAUGCCUAUCAGAAGUCUAAUAAGUUGGAAUGUGAUGAUAGCUGGUUAUGCCCUAGAAGGGGAGGGUGCGAAGUCUCUGCUGUUGUUCAAAAAGAUGCAAAAACUGGGAGAAAUACCAGAUGAAUACACAUUCACAAGCACAUUAAAAGCUUGUACUGUUUCUGGAGCCAUCCUUGAGGGAACUCAAAUCCAUGCUUUUCUAACCGUGAGAGGAAUCCCUUUUCUUAACCAGAAAAUCGUUUCAGGGUCUCUAAUUGAUUUGUAUGUCAAAUGUGGACGUUUAUUUGAAGCGCAUAAGGUGUUUAAUGACGUUGAACUGAAGAGUGUGAUAUCUUGGACAGCGCUAAUAAUAGGAUAUGCUCAGGAAGUGAAUCUAUCUGUGGCCCUGGACUUGUUCAGAGAGCUCCGGAAUAGUAGUAUUCCUGUUGAUGGGUUUGUAGUCUCAAGCAUGAUGGGCGUCUUUGCAGAUUUUGCUCUUGUAGAGCUGGGAAAGCAAAUGCAUGCAUAUGCAGAAAAGAAACCUACCCGUACAGACAUUUCUGUAGCCAAUUCAAUUCUUGAUAUGUAUCUCAAAUGUGGUCUGAUAGGAGAAGCUGAAAGGUAUUUUUGUGAUAUGCUGGCAAAAAAUGUCAUUUCCUGGACAGUUAUGAUCACGGGAUACGGAAAGCAUGGUCUUGGUACCGAAGCUAUUCAUCUAUUCAAGAGAAUGCAGUCGGAAAAUGUUGAGCCCGAUGCAGUGGCUUACUUGGCUAUACUCUCAGCUUGUAGCCAUGCUGGACUUGUUGAAGAAGGCCAAGAAUACUUCAGAAGAUUUUGUAAUGAUCAUCGACUAAAACGUAGGGUAGAGCACUAUGCUUGCAUGGCUGAUAUCCUAGGUCGAGCUGGACGUUUGAGAGAAGCAAAACAUCUCAUUGAGAACAUGCCUCUAAAACCAAAUAUAGGCAUAUGGCAGACAUUGCUUAGUGCUUGCAGAGUUCAUAGAGAUGUUGAGAUUGGAAGAGAAGUAGGCGAAAUCCUCUUGAGUUUGGACAGUGACAAUCCAGUUAAUUAUGUCAUGAUGUCAAAUAUUUUUGCUGAUGCUUGUUGCUGGAAAGAGUGCGAGAAAUUAAGAGGAAUAGUGAAGGCAAAAGGCCUGAAGAAAGAAGCUGGACGUAGUUGGGUUGAAAUUGAUAAACAGAUCCACUUCUUCUAUAACGGAGAUGAUGCACACCCACUUUUUGAAAGCAUCCAUGAUAUUCUGAAAGAAAUGGAGAAAAGAAUGAAAGAAGAGAUAGGUUAUGCAUAUGACACAAGUUUUUCAUUGCACGAUGUUGAAGAGGAGUCAAAGCAAGAAGGAUUGAGACUUCACAGUGAGAAGUUGGCCAUUGGACUGGCUCUGGUUUGUGGUGGACUAGAUGACGAAAAGCCAAUUCGAAUUUUCAAAAACUUGAGGGUUUGUGGGGAUUGUCAUGAAUUUAUUAAGGGUCUGUCAAUGAUUUUGAACAAGGUGUUUCUGGUUAGAGAUGCCAAUAGGUUCCAUAAGUUUGAAAAUGGAAUCUGUUCUUGUAAAGAUUACUGGUAAUCAGAAAGAUGAAAUACAAUAGACAGAAAUACAGCUUAAAGAAAGGACUUCCAGAAGAACCGAAAAGAGGUUCCCCACAGGAUAAAAUAGGUGAGCUGCUUGUACUGCAUUCGCUCUCGCCGUCUUUCACAUGCAAAAUCCACCCAAAUCUCUCUUUUCUUGUUUGUGCAGAGUUUGGCUGAUUAUUGAUGUUAGAACAGGCUCCAUUCUCCAAAUUUGGAGAUAUCCAUUGAUACUUUAUCUGUUGUCCCUUAUGAAAGAUUUUUGUGAAUUCUCCUCCUAGCUCCAUUGCUUUCAGUCCAUAUGACGUCUUGUCUUUCAGUAAAAGAAAGUAUUGAACAGUCCAGUGCAAUCAGAGUCAGCUCCAAAGGUAGAUAAAUCCUUGGGAAGAAAGACAGUGCCGUACUUCCCAUAUGAAUAGAUGAAUUCUGCUGCCAAAGGUGAGUCGCAUGAACUAAAAAGCCUCACUACAAUUGAUGCAGAACAGAGCAAUGAGGAUAAAUGAAUCAUCUUCCAAGUAUAUAUUUGAAGAAAUGAAUCUGAGAUAUGUUAUUUUUGGGG